CCAAAACAAAAAUAUUAAAAAUACUAUAUAGAAAUCAUAUGGAAUCAUGAGCACGCCAGAAUUGAAUAUUAUAUUGGAAUUCAGCGCAGGGGCUGAACUUUUGUUUGGAAACAUUAAGCGACGCCAGUUGGCCCUGGAUGGUACAAAAAAAUGGAACAUUGCUAACCUGCUAAAGUGGAUGCAUGCCAACAUAUUGACAGAGCGACCAGAACUCUUUCUUCAAGGCGAUACAGUACGACCCGGCAUUUUGGUUUUGAUCAAUGACACUGACUGGGAGUUAUUGGGUGAAUUGGAUUACGAACUGCAACCCAACGAUAAUGUUCUGUUUAUAUCAACACUUCAUGGCGGUUAGAUGAUGUCGCUCCAA
This is a messenger RNA of Drosophila bipectinata, 367 nucleotides long. It is a transcript of the gene Urm1, whose product is annotated as Ubiquitin-related modifier 1. Gene Ontology annotation, molecular function: protein tag activity. Gene Ontology annotation, biological process: tRNA thio-modification; protein urmylation. Lineage: Eukaryota; Metazoa; Arthropoda; Insecta; Diptera; Drosophilidae. The record is from RefSeq and is a predicted model, not a curated record. Gene Ontology annotation, cellular component: cytoplasm; nucleus.